Nylanderia fulva is the source of this 858-nucleotide messenger RNA. RefSeq lists its product as uncharacterized. Gene Ontology annotation, molecular function: nucleic acid binding. Gene Ontology annotation, biological process: DNA integration. The record is from RefSeq and is a predicted model, not a curated record. Lineage: Eukaryota; Metazoa; Arthropoda; Insecta; Hymenoptera; Formicidae.
AUGGGCAAUCUUCCUCGUGACCGAGUGACGCCGACUCGGUCAUUCCUGAGUACUGGCCUGGACUACGCGGGACCCAUUUCUAUCCGGACCAGCAAGAAGCGCGGACACCGCUCACAGAAGGGAUACAUCGCAGUCUUCAUAUGUUUCUGGUCAAAGGCUAUCCACCUCGAGGUUGUCUCGGAUUACAGCUCCGAGGCCUUCAUUGCCGCCUUACGCCGCUUCGUGUCGCGCAGAGGUCUAUGCACGGACAUCUACAGCGACUGUGGUACGACAUUCAUUGGCGCCGAUCGCACGCUGCGUGAGCUCUUCAAGGCGUCGACCUCCGAGGGCCAUCACAUCGCCCGCGUCGCCAGCACUCAAGGGAUCCGCUGGCACUUUAAUCCGCCAGCGGCCCCUCACUUCGGUGGUCUUUGGGAGGCUGCCGUAAAAUUCACGAAAUUUCAUCUCCGUCGAGUAAUCGGCGAAACUACACUUACGUUUGAGGAGCUUAGUACACUCCUCACACAAAUAGAGGCGUGUCUUAAUUCUCGUCCGUUACAGGCUCUGUCAGACGAUCCAGACGACACUUCGGCGCUCACACCAGGCCACUUCAUCAUCGGAGCACCGUUACUCGCGGUACCUGAGCCAUCGCUGACGGGCCGAGUCCGUACCUUGCGACCGACCACUGGUCGCGAUCCACUGGAGAUUAUCCCGGAUGAAACUCCGGCAACUACCCCGAACAUCAAGGACAAACCACAGAAGAACGAGGGAACACUCACGAGCGUUCCAGCGAGUCAGAUGACAACUCACCUGAUGGAAAGUCAAGGACCAUCCCAGGAGCCCCAACGGAACGUUGAAGGUGCGAUGGAACCAAGUUGA